This is a messenger RNA of Notolabrus celidotus (New Zealand spotty), 4666 nucleotides long. Its product is annotated as tensin-2-like. Gene Ontology annotation, biological process: peptidyl-tyrosine dephosphorylation. The record is from RefSeq and is a predicted model, not a curated record. The coding region runs from base 144 to 4415 and encodes 1423 amino acids. Gene Ontology annotation, molecular function: protein tyrosine phosphatase activity; protein binding. The transcript has 24 exons. NCBI's taxonomy places the organism in Eukaryota, Metazoa, Chordata, Actinopteri, Labriformes, Labridae.
UUCAAAAUCAACCAUGUGUGCUUUCCAUUUUCUUCCAGGUGACUCCGACCUGUGCUUCGACGCCAGACCUGCACGGCUCCUCUAAAUCCACACCACAGAAGAAGAGAGGCUCCCUUCCAAGGAGUAAAAGUGUGGAGAAGGUGAUGGAGCACGUGAUGGAGCAUCACUAUGACUUCGACCUCACUUACAUCACAGAGAGGAUCAUCUCUGUCUUCUUCCUGCCGGACCUGGAGGAGCAGCGGUACCGCAGAAACCUACAGGAGGUUGCCUCCAUGCUGAAGUCCAAGCACCAAGACAAAUUCUUGCUGUUGAAUUUAUCAGAGAAGAGACACGACAUCACCAGACUUAACCCAAAGGUGCAGGACUUUGGCUGGCCUGAUCUUCACGCCCCGCCCCUGGACAGAAUCUGUGCUGUGUGUAAAGCCAUGGAGACCUGGCUGACUACUGACCCCCUCAAUGUGGUGGUUCUCCACUGCAAGGGAAACAAAGGGAAGACGGGGGUCAUCGUGGCUGCCUACAUGCACUACAGCAAGAUAUCAGCUGGAGCGGACCAGGCUCUCACCACUUUGGCCAUGAGGAAGUUCUGUGAAGACAAAGUCUCCUCUUCCCUACAGCCCUCUCAGAACAGGUACAUCUACUACUUCGGCGGUUUACUGUCAGGCACCAUCAAAAUGAACAGCAGCCCUUUGUUCCUCCACCAGAUCCUCAUUCCAUCAUUACCAAACUUUCAGGCUGGAGGAGGGUUUUACCCUUUCCUGAAAAUCUACCAGUCUCUGCAGUUGGUCUACACCUCGGGCGUCUAUGAUCCCCAGAGCUCCAGAGCGAGGAAGCUGUGUGUGACUAUGGAGCCAGCACUGCUUUUAAAGGGGGACAUUAUGGUUAAAUGCUACCACCGGCGGAGUCGAGCAGCAGAGAGGGAGGUGGUGUUCAGAGUCCAGUACCACACCUGCACUGUUCAUGGAGCCCAGCUGUGGUUUGGCAAGACUGAGCUAGACAUGGCGUGCACAGAUGACAGGUUCCCUCCUGAUGCUACAGUCGAAUUUAUCUUCUCCAACGGGCCAGAAAAAAUGAAAGGGGGAGAAUACCGCAAAAAUGAUGCCUCCAUCAAAGUGGACUUCAACACGUCAGACCCUGUGGUCAGGUGGGAUUCUUAUGAGAACUUCAACCUUCAUCAUCAAGACAGCAUGGAAAAUAUCUGUCACACAAGGGGCCCUCUGGACGGCAGCUUGUAUGCCCAGGUGAGGAAGCGUCGUGGGCCCGGCUCCACUGCCUCAACAGCAUCGAUCAAUGGAUGCCUCACAAGCAGCCCAACAGUCAAACCUCAGCCUCCAAGCCCGCCCCAGCCUCUCGCCUACACCCCUGACUCUCAACGCUCCUCAAUCCGCUCUGAUUUCCUGGAAGACACUAAAGGCUGCCCAGAAAGGGAGAACAUUAAAUCUCCUUCAGGGAAAGCAGAAGGGGAAGACGGAGCAAAGGAGAAAACAAGAGGGAAAGAAAGAGACAGAGAGACUGCGAUUUUGGAUGAUGGAGAUCCAUCAAGUCCUGGGGGAGUGAGGAAGGAGCAUUUCUGCUGUGGCCGAGUAGGUGCAAAGUGUGGCGAUGUUGGAUGGGAGAGGGAAAGAGAUCCCUGCCUCUCUAAUGGUCAUUGUCUCGGCCGCUGCAACAGCAUUAAAAAACACCCAAAAAGCCAAACUCUGCCGGCCUUACCGUCCAAAUCCAUGUCCAUGCCUCCUCAUUCAACACACAUGGAACUCUGCCAUCGACAUAGCUCACAUCCUUUACCAGAGUUACCAUGGGAACGCCCGCCUCCACCCCCACCCCCACCACUGCCCUGCUUCCACAGGCCCUGCUACCCAUACUCUAGCCCUGAACACGCCCACCCACAUAGCCACACCCUCCCAGCCUCAAACAGACUCUGCACUGGGGACGAGUGUCACCUCUUCCAUUAUCCCACCCACAGCCCAGCCUCCCAUCUCUCCCAUCAAUCACUGCCCUCCAGCCCCUACAGGGAAAUGUUCUUUGGCUCUCCAACACUGUCCUCUGGUUGUUCCUGUCGGGACUGCUCCAUCAGGAGAGAGCACCAAUCAGCUCCGGUUAGAACAUUCCACCCACUGCAUCUGGACCAGUUAGAAAACCCUCACUGGUCCAAAGGAGCAGGGGUACAACCGACCAGAGAGGCGCCCCCACUGUGGGAAAGCGAGAAUCCAUGGGAAUUGGGGAGAGAGGUGGAAGUCUGGCACUGCAAAUCUGCCAUUCCGGCAUUUCGUGUCUGCCACUCCCCUUUGGAUCAAGGUCAGAACCCAGAGCAGCCUAGAUUUGCCACCAGUCCCCACCAAGGCUACCCCAGCCCCCAGUCUCUGGUGGAUGUGCGGGAUGGAACCAGCAGUGGGUACCACACUCCUUCACAACCCCGCCACUCCUGCCCCUGCUCUUCUUAUCAGUCAUCCCCAGCAGAAAGCCACGAGAGCCGUGGUUAUGUAUCAGGGUACCACUCUGAAUCAGCCUCACCUCUGCCUGCUAGCAGCCCUUCUCCUGGGAGAGGCAGGCUGCCCGAGACCCCCACUGGAUCUAAAGACCAGCAGCAAACUGAACACCUUAAAGUAGAACAAGGCAAGGCUGAUGUGGAAGAUGAUAUGUCCCAGGGUUCAGAAAGUAAAUCAGACUCCACCAAUGGCCAGUCAAGCACCACUGGAAUGGACUCUGACCAUGACUACACAGUCAUUGGUAGCAGCAGUCCAACACACACAGAAGACAGUGUAACUGCUGAUAGCCCUCCUCAGAGCCAAGAACACUCCAAACAUUUGGAGUCCAGCUCAAAUGGUGGCCAAUCUAUGACACCACUCCCAAGAGAAACACAAAGCCAGAACUCCAAUGUAUCCUUAAACUCCACACAACCAUCAAGUGAGAGAGGUUCAAGUUCUGAUGGAAAGCUUGGAGAAGCCAAGAUCCAAGGAAGUGCAGAAGGAACCAACCAAGUGCACACUUCAAGUUAUGCCGCUGUCUUCAUCACUCCAGUCCAAGUGCAACUGAAUGGCUCUUUACUUCCAAGUGAUACCCCGUCUGACAGCAGCAGCAGCAGAGUUGUAUCCAUGAACCCAUCAGCCAGCUCUAGCCCUUCCACCACUUCUCCAAAUUCUCCUAUUGGCUCCCCAGACCCCAUGUCAUCUCCUCAGCGCUCCACAUCGGCUUCAGACGUAGCGGGACAAAGGCUGACACCGGACAGAGACAGCUCAACAGACACCAAACCACCAUCACCAGUGCCUGAUGGAUAUCACACACCAACCUUCCCCAUGGCGUCAUAUUACUACCCACUGCUGAACGUCCCUCAUGUACCGUACACUGGGUACACUGCGGUUACCAUCCCAGCCAUCCAGCCCCCACUCCCUGAGAAAAAACGGCUUUCAAACACAGCAGGAGCCCUUAAUGGACACAACUCUCUACUCCGAGUGUCCUCUGCUCCAUCCCCGACACACCAUGUUAGUUUCUCCCAAGCUGUAGGGGAGCAGAGACGGGGGUCUGCACAAUUCAGCUGCAGGGAUGACUCGGACAACAGGGUCAAUGCCAAAUUUGUGCAGGACAGCUCGAAAUACUGGUACAAGCCAGGCAUCUCCAGAGACCAAGCGAUAGCUGUUUUGAAGGAUAAAGAGCCAGGAACCUUCCUCAUCAGAGAUAGCAACUCUUUCCAGGGGGCGUAUGGUCUCGCUCUUAAGGUGGCAACCCCGCCUCCCAAUGCCAACAUCAUUGGAAUCAAAGGGGACCCUCUGGAACAGCUGGUGAGACACUUCCUCAUCGAGACAGGGCCACGGGGAGUGAAGAUCAAGGGCUGUCAGAACGAGUCCUACUUUGGAAGUCUAUCUGCCCUGGUGUACCAGCAUUCAAUCACUCCCAUCUCUCUGCCAUGUGCCCUGCAUAUCCCAGAAAAAGAUCUAGUUGGGGAGCUUCAAGCGGUGCAGAGCACAACAAACACCAGCACAGCAGCUGACCUCCUCAAACAAGGAGCAGCUUGCAACGUGCUUUACCUGAACUCCGUGGAAACCGAGUCAUUGACUGGGCCUGAGGCGGUUUCCAAGGCAACCAAGUGUACUUUGGCUUUGAGUCCACGUCCAUUGGCAACAGUGGUCCACUUCAAGGUGUCGGCUCAGGGCAUCACUUUAACAGACAGCAAGAGAAGGUUAUUUUUCAGGAGACACUACCCAAUCAGCAGUGUGACUUUCAGCAGUCUAGACCCCCAAGACCAGAGGUGGACUAAUUCUGAUUGCACUUCAAGCAAGAUGUUUGGCUUUGUGGCAAGGCGAACGGGCAGCGCCACAGAGAACGUGUGCCACCUGUUUGCAGAGAUGGACCCCGAGCAGCCAGCUGUGGCCAUUGUUAACUUUAUAAACAAAGUCAUGCUGGGACCACAGCUACACAGAUGAGACAGAACAGAGACUCUGGGUCUGGAAGAGAUAUUAAUGUGAAUCUGGUUAAUUUUUAGAUGGAGUGUGUGUGUAUUUGUGCAGGUGGCACCACUGUGCUUCGGCUGUAUGACUGUUUUUAUGAGUCCACUCUGCCAGAUCUCUGCUCUGAGGGGCAAAGUAUUGUCAGUUUACAGAGCUUCAAGCCAAAACACUGGCCUCACUUUUUCUACCUUUGCCAAAUGAGAUUAAAAGAAGAGAUUUUGGUUGUU